AUGUCAGUCGUCCCAUCUGAUUUUCAUCCCCAUCCCCCCACAGCAACACAUUUCACCCCUGCCCUACCCCCAUACAGGAAUCGGUUCAAGGCGCUUCUCACGCUGCUGCCGGCUCUCUCUGCUGACUUCCUCUGCGUUCAGGAGAUGGACGAGUAUGAGGGUGUGUAUCGGCAGCCGAUGGCGGCAGCGGGGUGGGAGAGCGUGUAUGUGAAGCGGCCGGGCAAGAAGAGGGACGGAAGCGGCAUCUUUUACCGAUCCAGCAGAUUUCGCCUGCUUCGCUCGCAGCCAGUCAGCUUCAACGACCUCGUUCCCCCAGACCACCCAGACGACCCAGUUCAAGCAGACACUACCAGUCCAGACUCGUCUGAAGAACCCCGGAACCCAUCCGCCCCUCAUGUGUUGGAGGCGACUCAGAAACCAAGUGCCGGUCCUGACUUGUCUGAAUCGCGUGACCUGUGUGAUCCGCGUGUGCGCUUCAAGCGCGACUGCAGCCAACAACACACCGGUCACCAUCAUCUGUGGCGACUUCAACUCGCUUCCGGGCGACCCUGUGUAUAA
Messenger RNA from Closterium sp. Yama58-4, 558 nucleotides. The record is from the annotation of a GenBank genome assembly. Lineage: Eukaryota; Viridiplantae; Streptophyta; Zygnematophyceae; Desmidiales; Closteriaceae.